ACGUAGAAAGCAGACGUCCCUUCCGGUUUCCAGUCAUUAAAAGCAAAACCCCGCCGCAAAAAGGAGCACGUUUCUAACUUCUCUCACCAAACGACAAAGAUAUGACGACUAUACGCAAGAUUUGCUGUAUCGGAGCUGGCUACGUCGGCGGGCCGACUUGUUCCGUGAUCGCCUACAAAUGUCCGGAUAUCCAGGUAACUGUAGUGGACCUGAGCCAGUCCCGUAUUGAUGCCUGGAACUCGGACCAGCUGCCCAUCUUUGAGCCAGGCCUGCAGGACCUGGUGGAAAACUGCAGGGGAAGGAACCUCUUCUUCUCAACAGAUGUGGAUAAAGCCAUAAAGGAGGCUGAUCUUAUCUUCAUCUGUGUGAACACACCAACCAAGACAUUUGGUGUGGGGAAGGGCAGAGCAGCAGACCUCAAGUACAUCGAAUCAGCUGCUAGGAAGAUUGCAGAUGUAGCAACAGGUACCAAGAUGGUAGUAGAGAAGAGCACAGUGCCAGUCCGUGCUGCAGAGAGCAUCAGCAGGAUUCUUGCUGCAAACACAAGGGAAGAUAUGAACAUUCAGGUGAUGUCCAACCCAGAGUUCCUUGCAGAAGGCACAGCGGUGAAGGAUCUACUUAAUCCAGACCGAGUGCUGAUUGGUGGAGAGGACACAGAGGAGGGGCACAAGGCAGUUCAGGCCCUUGCAGAUGUGUACGCCAACUGGGUUCCACGUGAAAAGAUCCUCACCACCAACACGUGGUCCUCAGAACUCUCCAAGCUGGCAGCCAACGCCUUCCUGGCUCAGCGAAUCAGCAGCAUCAACUCUAUCUCCGCAGUGUGUGAGGCUACGGGCGCAAAUGUCUCGGAGGUGGCACAUGCCAUAGGCAUGGACAGUAGGAUAGGAAACAAGUUCCUGAAGGCCAGUGUGGGGUUUGGUGGGAGCUGCUUCCAGAAGGACGUUUUAAACCUGGUGUACUUGUGUGAGGCACUCAACCUACCUGAGGUGGCAGCAUACUGGCAGGAGGUGAUCAACAUGAAUGACUACCAAAGGAGGCGUUUCACCAACAGAAUCAUCGAGUGCCUCUUCAACACUGUCACUGGCAAGAAAAUUGCCAUUCUGGGUUUCGCCUUCAAAAAAGACACAGGUGAUACAAGAGAGUCAUCUUCUAUCUAUGUGUGCAAGUACCUGAUGGACGAGGGAGCUCACUUACACAUCUACGAUCCACAGGUGAAGAAAGAACAGAUCCUCUACGAUCUGAAGCAGCCAAUCAUAUCCGACGACCCAGACCGCGUGGAGAAGUUGGUUACCAUAGAGACCGACCCGUACAAGGCUCUGGAAGGGACGCACGCGCUCGUGGUGUGCACGGAGUGGGACGAGUUUGUGGCGUACGAUUACCAGCGUAUCUAUCGCAGUAUGCUGAAACCAGCGUUCGUUUUCGAUGGUCGUAUGAUCCUGGAUCACGCUGCUUUGACAGAAAUGGGCUUCCAGGUGGAAGUCAUUGGAAAGAAAAUAAAAAAGCCCUUCUCAAAUGGUAAUCUCAAUGGGAACGAAUGCUAAAGGAAAAGAGAACAGCAAUUUCAAUAGAUAGCUCACAAACAUUGUAUCACCAACAUACUGCUAUACACUAUGUACAGAAAGUUGAAAAUAUUUUUGUAAACUGGGUUCACAGGGUUUUUAUAAAGCACACAUAUAGGUAACAUCUUUGCAACAGUAUUUUUCAAAUCCAUGUUCCAUUGAUUUGUUGGGAAGUAUUUACCUUUGGAUCAGUAAAACUUCCAAAACUUGAAAAACUAUAAGAAUUAAAAAGUAGAGUAAGUCCGUACAUGAUUCUCACUAUGAAUUAAGAAGUUGUUAUUAAAGUACAGGUAAUAGCUAUGAAUCAAAAUGGUCAUAAAUAUUCAUGACCAUUGCUACUCAUGAUCAUGAUAAGUUGAAUUGUUACCGUAAAAGGACCAAAGCUCUUAUUUUCUAAACAUUCCAAUUGAAUGAAGGCACUCAGUAUAGGUGUACUCGACUAGUUUUUCUGACAGCUCAAUAGAGUAAGAUUCUAUAUUAUUACGCCACUGAAUUCUUGCGAAAGCCCUGUUGUUCAUAGCCUGGAGUACAGCCUUGUUAGUUUUAGUCCGCUCCCCAAAAUUGCAGAGUCCACAUGACUGUGCGGCAGCCAUGUUGAUGAUGAUAUUAGACCUCGCCUCUAAGGACCCUGUUCCAAAUAGCCAAUCACGGCGCUCAAAGUUAAACAUAUUUUCAGCAAAGACGCCUGCUGUAAUGGUACCCAGUCUUGUUGGCGGGAUAGCGGAUCUUGGGGAGCAGACUAAAGCUAACAAGGCUGGACUCCAGGCUAUGUCAAGAUAAGAAUGCCUACUCACAGGGUUAAAGACAGUCAAAUAAUGAGGUUACAUUUUACAAACACUUUACAAAGCAAUACAAUUUGUAUCUCUUUUUAGAUACUAUAGGUACAGUGUCAACAUCUGCUAUUUUAUUUGCUUCGACAGCUAUGACUCACAAG
Branchiostoma belcheri (Belcher's lancelet) is the source of this 2493-nucleotide messenger RNA. RefSeq names its product UDP-glucose 6-dehydrogenase-like. Gene Ontology annotation, biological process: glycosaminoglycan biosynthetic process. Gene Ontology annotation, molecular function: NAD binding; UDP-glucose 6-dehydrogenase activity. The record is from RefSeq and is a predicted model, not a curated record. Lineage: Eukaryota; Metazoa; Chordata; Leptocardii; Amphioxiformes; Branchiostomatidae. The transcript has 10 exons. Gene Ontology annotation, cellular component: cytosol; nucleus. Bases 102 to 1541 code for a protein of 479 amino acids.